Didymodactylos carnosus is the source of this 771-nucleotide messenger RNA. NCBI's taxonomy places the organism in Eukaryota, Metazoa, Rotifera, Eurotatoria, Philodinida, Philodinidae. The record is from the annotation of a GenBank genome assembly.
AUGGUAAUUAAUUACCUACAAUAUGAUUGUCAAGAAUAUCUAGGUCAAGCUCAGGUUUUGAUUUGUUCCAAUUGCUGUGGCAUUGGGCAUUUUAAAAAACAGUGCAAACAAAUUGAAACAACUUGUAAAGUAUGUGGAGAAAAAUUCUCGGACAUAAAACAGCAUCAUUGCUCUGCUAUUAAUAAAUGUAUUCAUUGUGGAGGAGAGCACCGGUCUAAUGAUCCAAGAUGUAAAAUAGUAAAAGAAUAUCGUUCAGAUUUAACGAAAAAAUUAUUACAACAUAGUGAAAAUGUACAUAAUGGUCGGUUUUCACUAUCUGCUUCUCAAUUCCCAAGUUUAGGUGCUGCUCAACGGCCAGUAGUACCGUGUGGUGAUAGCAGUAAGGGUUACGGAAUGAUGUCAAAGACAACUGAUAAUACGAGAAUGGAUACUAAGUUAGAUGAAAUUAAUAAUCGUCUAGUCAUGAUUAUGAGUACAUGUUUUACAAUGAUGAUGAGAAACGUUGAAUUAGAGAAGUAUAUGAAAGAAAAAGAAGUGAAGCAAGAACAAUUGAUACGAGAUGUUGCCAGUGUACAAAUGGAUGUUAAAGUACAUUCAAUGGAACUAAAGCAUCGUGUCGUACCUGUGUUACUAGAUAUAUGUAAAUUUAUUAAAACAUUAAAUAGUGAUCGAACUUUGGACGCCGAGUUCAUGACGUCAGUUGAUAAAGGUAUUGUUAUUUUAUCUAAAUAUUGUAAAAAUGAAAGUUUGUUUUCUCCUGAUUCGGUUUAA